AUGUCCUCAGACCACACUGGAAGAAUGGCAAAGGCAAAGGCAAAAGCGAAGAGCAAGGAUAAAGUUAAAGGCAAUGAACCGGAAAAGCCAGGAGCCAUUGAUGACGAUAAGGAGUUGCAAAAAAAGCGAGAGGCAGAAACGAAGAAGGUUGAAAAGUGGAAUAUCCUUCUUGAGGUUGCAAAGUCAGACUCUAGCUUGGCAAUGCAACUGCCCACAGAGAUGUGCGCUGGAAAGUCAUUCACCAUUUAUGCCCCUGAUGGAGCAGUCCCACAUCAUGGGGGUGAAUGUUCUGCCAUCGGAAUCUUGCUUUCGCAAGCGCGGUGCAAUUCAGCUGCCUUCCAUGUUGCGAGGGCAGAAGGGAUUGAAGAGCGGGUUGCCAAAAUGAACAAAGAUUUGGGAGGAACUUGGAAGGUGCAAAAGAAAGGCAUCAGCGUUGGUUGGGGCAGCAAUGGCGGGUGCACGGCUUCGUGGACCUUGGCAAAGACUGCAGCUGGAUGGCCCUGA
Cladocopium goreaui is the source of this 504-nucleotide messenger RNA. Lineage: Eukaryota; Dinophyceae; Suessiales; Symbiodiniaceae. The record is from the annotation of a GenBank genome assembly.